Messenger RNA from Neltuma alba, 2257 nucleotides. Its product is annotated as probable inactive receptor kinase At4g23740. Lineage: Eukaryota; Viridiplantae; Streptophyta; Magnoliopsida; Fabales; Fabaceae. The record is from RefSeq and is a predicted model, not a curated record. Gene Ontology annotation, biological process: protein phosphorylation. Gene Ontology annotation, molecular function: ATP binding; protein binding; protein kinase activity. The transcript is spliced from 3 exons. The coding region runs from base 228 to 2117 and encodes 629 amino acids.
CUGUCGCUUUCCCUCGAUCCCUCUUUGUGAUUCAAAGUCUUCUUACAAGAUGAUGGCUUAUUCUCCCUUUUUCAACGCUUUUCACUGUUUAUUAUGCAUUGGAUGCUUCUUUUAGCGAGCACUAUUAGUUUUGUGAAAUUAUAACUCUCUGUCGAACAGACCAGCGAAGUAAACCAACCUAUAGCAGAAACAUCUCGUUCCUGCUGGAAGUAGUGCAUUUUCGCCGAAUGGCAUUUCUACGCAUUUUCUAUUCCAUUUGCCUACUGGAUCUGGUUCUCCGGCAAGGAAAUGCAGAGCCUCUUGAAGAUAAGCGAGCUUUGCUUGAUUUUGUGGACCAGUUCUCUCACUCUCGCCCUCUAAAUUGGAACGAGAACACUUCUGUGUGUACUAAUUGGACUGGAGUCACUUGUAACGAAGACAAGUCCCGAGUAAUAGCCAUUCGACUGCCGGGCAUUGGAUUUCAUGGAGCAAUUCCACCCAACACAAUUAGCCGCCUCUCAGCGCUGCAAAUCGUGAGCCUCAGAUCCAAUUUUCUCAGUGGGAGUUUCCCUUCUGAUUUUUCUGAGUUAAAAAACUUGUCUGUACUGUACCUUCAAUUUAAUAACCUGUCGGGUUCUUUACCGGAUUUCUCUGUCUGGAAGAAUCUUACCAUUAUCAAUUUGUCCAAUAAUCGUUUCAACGGCAGCAUUCCUUUCUCAGUUUCUAAUCUGACUGAGCUUGCUGGUUUGAAUCUCGCAAACAACUUGCUUUCUGGUGAAAUUCCUGAUAUCCAGUUGCCUAGAUUGCAACAGCUAAAUUUGUCCAACAACAAGUUGAACGGUAGUGUGCCUAACUCUCUCCAGAGGUUUCCUAUGUCAGCAUUCCUCGGUAAUAACAUAUCUUUUGGAAAUUAUCGUCACCUUUCUCCUCUACUUCCUCCUUCUUCCAAACCAUCUUCAAAAUCCAAGAAACACGGAGCUCUCCGGGAAGCAGCACUUCUGGGAAUUUCGAUUGCUGUUGGUGUGCUUGCUCUUUUAGCAUUUGGUUUUCUGAUGUUUGUAUGCUUCUCAAGAAGGAGGGACGAAGAUGGGUUCUCUGGGAAGUUGCAGAAGGGAGGAAUGUCUCCGGAGAAAGAAGUUUCGAGAAAUCAAGAUGCGAAUAAUAAACUUGUUUUCUUUGAGGGAUGUAACUAUGCCUUUGACUUGGAGGAUUUAUUAAGGGCUUCUGCUGAGGUACUGGGCAAAGGAACGUUUGGCACUGCAUACAAGGCCAUACUAGAGGAUGCUUCCACAGUCGUCGUAAAAAGGCUGAAGGAUGUAGCUGUUGGAAAGAAAGACUUUGAGCAACACAUGGAGAUUGUGGGAAGUCUUAAACAUGAUAAUGUAGUUGAGCUGAAAGCAUAUUACUAUUCCAAGGAUGAGAAAUUGAUGGUAUAUGAUUAUUACAGCCAGGGGAGCCUAUCUUCUUUACUGCAUGGUAAAAGAGGAGAGGAUAGGGUGGCUUUAGACUGGGAUAGUCGGCUUAAAAUAGCAAUAGGUGCUGCAAGAGGGAUUGCUCGGAUCCACGCAGAGAAUGGUGGAAAGAUGGUGCAUGGAAACAUCAAAUCUUCAAAUAUUUUUGUCAACUCUAAGCAGUAUGGUUGUGUGUCUGAUCUUGGGUUGGCCAUGAUAAUGAGCUCACUGGCCCUCCCCAUCUCACGUGCUUCUGGCUAUCGAGCGCCCGAAGUUACGGACACCAGAAAAGCAGCACAGCCUUCAGAUAUUUACAGUUUUGGAGUGGUGUUACUGGAGCUUCUGACUGGGAAAUCCCCCAUACUUACCACAGGCGGGGAUGAGAUUGUCCACUUGGUGAGGUGGGUCCAUUCAGUAGUGCGAGAGGAGUGGACAGCUGAAGUGUUUGACCUGGAACUGAUGAGAUAUCCAAAUAUAGAAGAAGAGAUGGUGGAGAUGUUGCAGAUAGCCAUGGCAUGCGUGGCAAGGAUGCCAGAUCAGAGACCGAAGAUUUCAGACGUUGUAAAGAUGAUAGAAAAUGUGAGGCAACUUGAUAUGGAGAAUCGUCCACGACCUGAUGAGAGCCAAGCUGAAAGUGCAACACCACCGUCAGUGUUAGGUACCCAGCAGUCAUCACAAAUUCUUUGAACAGUGUUACGGCAACUUUCCUCCUAGGCUUUCCAUUAAGAAAUGAAACGAAGUUACUGCUUUUAUUUGGCUUUGAGUGUAUGGGAACUGAAACUCCGUGGUUGUGAACAAAAGCACGAUUCUUUUUUGUUUUCGUUUUC